CCACCACAAGUGAGCUCCUGGCCUUGCUGGCAGAAGCCCAGGAUGCCAACUGGCUAGAGUCCUGCGAGCUGGACCUGCUGUGAGACCCUGGACCAGAAGGACCUUACCCUCUGUGGGCCUCCGCUUUCCCAUCUCUCAUCUGUGCAGUGGGACUGACCACCCAGAGCUACUGGAUGGGAAACCCUGGGGCAAACAAAACCCUGAGCAGAGAGGGUGCUGCUUAAACGCCCCUCAGGGCUUCCGACCGGAGCUGGUUGAUGAGCCUUAAAACCCUGGAACCGACACAGGCCUGUCUUUCAGCCUGUUCUCCAAGCUGCUGUGCUGUUCCUACCUCAGGGCCCCUGUGCGUGCUCUUUCCCAGCUGCGGCUCACCAUUCGGGCAACCUCCUCUGAGGAGCCCUCCCUGACUACCUCUGUUUGUCUGAAGCGGCCCUCGCUGUGUGUUUGUGGGUUGUCCAGCCCAGGCAUCUCAUGACCCAGCCCCCCAGGACAACAAACGUUCGUUACCAAAACUGGGUUCGUCUGUUGGUGGACGUCGAGCGGAAAGACACAACCAAGGCAAAGAGCAGGAGAAGGAAGAACUGAUCACUUGCAAUUUGGAACCAACUGUAACUGCUUCCAACCUGCCUCAAUCUAUGUCCACCCCUGGCAGCCUGAGGGAUUCUCCUAAAACCCACGUAGCUCUCCACUGCCCUCAGGCCAGCUCAGUAGAAAGACUUGGUGAUCUUUUGUGACCUGGGCUCUCCAGCCUCAAUUCUUGUCCCUUCCUGAACAUCACAAGCGGUUUAACUGGAACUAGGAAAGUGCUUGCAGAUGCCCACCGUGCCCUGCUCUCCACAUCUCUGCGCACGAGGCUCUUGCUACCUGGAACACCCCCUGCAUCUCGGCUCCCUCGGGAGGGUAACCCCCACUAGAACGUCACAGCUGGCCUCCUACCAUCCCCCGCCUUUUGGCGCUUGAAGGAUGCAGCCUGAGCUUAUGGAGGAGUUGACAUCACACAGUAAGAAGACGUCAGAAAACAAGGAAUCAUCCGAGUCCUUCACGGUGGCGUCCAGCCCGGCCCCGGUCCCGAGGCGGAGAAGCAACGAUCCUCUCACCUCCAGCCCUGGGCGGAGCUCCCGGCGCACGGAUGCCCUGACCUCCAGCCCCGGCCGCGACCUUCCUCCCUUUGAGGAUGAGUCGGAGGGGCUGCUCGGCACAGAGGGGCCCCUGGAGGAGGAGGAGGAGGAUGGAGAGGAGCUUUUCGGAGAUGGCAUGGAGAGGGACUACCGCCCCAUCCCGGAGAUAGACGUCUACGAGCCCGAGGGGCUGGCCCCGGACGACGAGGAUGUGGAGGAGCUGACCGCCAGCCAGAGGGAGGCGGCCGAGCGGGUCAUGCGGCAGCGAGAGCGGGAGGCCGGCCGGGGCCUGGGCCGCAUGCGCCGCGGGCUCCUGUACGACAGCGACGAGGAGGAGGAGGAUCGCCCCAGCCGGAAGCGGCGGCAGGUGGAGCGGGCCACGGAGGACGGUGAGGAGGACGAGGAGAUGAUUGAGAGCAUCGAGAACCUGGAGGACCUGAAGGGCCACUCGGUGCGCGAGUGGGUGAGCAUGGCCGGCCCGCGGCUGGAGAUCCACCACCGCUUCAAGAACUUCCUGCGCACCCACGUGGAUGGCCGCGGCCACAACGUCUUCAAGGAGCGCAUCAGCGACAUGUGCAAAGAGAACCGCGAGAGCCUGGUGGUGAACUACGAGGACCUGGCCGCCAGGGAGCACGUCCUGGCCUACUUCCUGCCCGAGGCGCCGGCGGAGCUGCUGCAGAUCUUCGGCGAGGCUGCCCUGGAGGUGGUGCUGGCCAUGUACCCCAAGUACGACCGCAUCGCCAGCCGCGUCCACGUGCGCAUCUCCCACCUGCCCCUGGUGGAGGAGCUGCGCUCGCUCAGGCAGCUGCACCUGAAUCAGCUGAUACGCACCAGCGGGGUGGUGACCAGCUGCACGGGCGUCCUGCCACAGCUCAGCAUGGUCAAGUACAACUGCAACAAGUGUGGCUUCGUGCUGGGGCCUUUCUGCCAGUCCCAGAACCAGGAGGUGAAGCCGGGCUCCUGCCCUGAGUGCCAGUCAGCUGGCCCCUUCGAGGUCAACAUGGAGGAGACCAUCUACCAGAACUACCAGCGCAUCCGAAUUCAGGAGAGUCCUGGCAAAGUGGCGGCUGGCCGGCUGCCCCGCUCCAAGGAUGCCAUCCUCCUCGCGGACCUGGUGGACAGCUGCAAGCCAGGAGACGAGAUAGAGCUGACCGGCAUCUACCACAACAACUACGAUGGGGCCCUCAACACCUCCAACGGCUUUCCCGUCUUCGCCACUGUCAUCCUGGCCAACCACGUGGCCAAGAAGGACAACAAGGUGGCCGUGGGCGAGCUGACUGACGAGGACGUGAAGAUGAUCACCAGCCUCUCCAAGGACCAGCAGAUUGGGGAGAAGAUCUUCGCCAGCAUUGCUCCUUCCAUCUACGGGCACGAAGACAUCAAGCGAGGCCUGGCGCUGGCUCUGUUUGGAGGGGAGCCCAAAAACCCCGGCGGCAAGCACAAGGUGCGAGGUGACAUCAACGUGCUCCUGUGUGGAGAUCCCGGCACGGCCAAGUCUCAGUUCCUCAAGUACAUCGAGAAGGUGUCCAGCAGAGCCAUCUUCACCACCGGCCAGGGGGCCUCGGCCGUGGGCCUCACGGCGUACGUCCAGCGGCACCCCGUCAGCAGGGAGUGGACCUUGGAGGCUGGGGCCCUGGUCCUGGCGGACCGAGGAGUGUGUCUCAUCGAUGAAUUCGACAAGAUGAACGACCAGGACAGGACCAGCAUCCACGAGGCCAUGGAACAGCAGAGCAUCUCCAUCUCCAAGGCCGGCAUCGUCACCUCCCUGCAGGCCCGCUGCACUGUCAUUGCUGCCGCCAACCCCAUAGGUGGCCGCUAUGACCCCUCGCUCACCUUUUCGGAAAACGUGGACCUCACGGAGCCCAUCAUUUCCCGCUUCGACGUGCUGUGUGUAGUGAGGGACACAGUGGACCCAGUCCAGGAUGAGAUGCUGGCCCGUUUCGUGGUCGGCAGCCACAUCAGACACCACCCCAGCAACAAGGAGGAUGGGGGCCCGGGGGGCGCCCCGGAGCCCCCCAUGCCCAACACGUAUGGCGUGGAGCCCCUGCCGCAGGAGGUCCUGAAGAAGUACAUCAUCUACGCCAAGGAGAAGGUCCACCCGAAGCUCAACCAGAUGGACCAGGACAAGGUGGCCAAGAUGUACAGUGACCUGAGGAAGGAAUCCACGGCCACGGGCAGCAUCCCCAUCACGGUGCGUCACAUCGAAUCCAUGAUCCGCAUGGCUGAGGCCCACGCGCGCAUCCACCUGCGCGACUACGUGAUGGAGGAUGACGUCAACAUGGCCAUCCGCGUGAUGCUCGAGAGCUUCGUGGACACGCAGAAGUUCAGCGUCAUGCGCAGCAUGCGGAAGACGUUUGCCCGCUACCUGUCGUUCCGCCGCGACAACAACGAGCUGCUGCUCUUCAUCCUGAAGCAGCUGGUGGCCGAGCAGGUGACGUAUCAGCGCAACCGCUUCGGGGCCCAGCAGGACACGAUCGAGGUGCCCGAGAAGGACUUGGUGGACAAGGCUCGUCAGAUCAACAUCCACAACUUGUCUGCCUUUUAUGACAGUGAGCUCUUCAGGAUGAACAAGUUCACCCACGAUCUGAAGCGCAAGGUGAUCCUUCAGCAGUUCUGAGCCCCCGCGGCAGCUCUGUGGUCCUGCUGGAAGGUCAGACCUGGUCCUGACUUCCCUCUGCUGCAGGGACUCGAAACCAAACCGCGCGGGGCUCCGAGUCGUGGGGCCGGGUUCGCAGCGGUGCCGUGCGGCUCCACCCCGUGUCCGGGGUGUUUAUUUCCUUGACUCGCUUCCUCUGCUCUCAUCUCGGGGCACUUGACUUCCCAGAGCUGCGUUUUCAGCCCUCUGACAGCCGCCCACCACUUGGCAGGAGGUUCGCCUGACCUCCUUCUGGGGAUUGAAGUCGAUUGUGUUCGGGACCCCUGGGGGCUGCUCUAGGGGACUGAGCACGUAAAGGUGUUACCAGAACUGUUGGCCUCUUGGCGUGAGUUCCGUGUCCUGCUGCUUUUGCUGCCUGUGGUUGAAGAGCAAGUUGUCAGUAUUUGCAGUGUUUUUCUAAAUUGUGUCCGGCAGCCUUCUCUAGGCUCCCGUGGGUAGAGGCAGCGAGUGGGUCCUGCGCAGAUGGGACCCUAACCUGUCGGCACAGCCGUGCGUCCUCUGACGGCCCCGCAGCCUUGGCCUCCGCCAGUGGGAGAAGUGGGUUUGGGGUCAGAUGGUGAGGGUCGUCAGAGCCGGGCCACCCCCUCACCAUUGCUGUGUGAUCUGUUCUCCUACCUGGCCCUUUCCUCAUUCUCUCAUUUGUACUCUGAGUUCUUGUUUCUGUCGUUUUAGUUUUUAAUAAAAUGGAGUAAACCUAAA
This is a messenger RNA of Eubalaena glacialis (North Atlantic right whale), 4473 nucleotides long. It is a transcript of the gene MCM2, whose product is annotated as minichromosome maintenance complex component 2. The coding region runs from base 964 to 3735 and encodes 923 amino acids. Gene Ontology annotation, biological process: DNA replication; double-strand break repair via break-induced replication; mitotic DNA replication initiation. Gene Ontology annotation, cellular component: nucleus; MCM complex. The transcript is spliced from 20 exons. The record is from RefSeq and is a predicted model, not a curated record. Gene Ontology annotation, molecular function: ATP binding; single-stranded DNA helicase activity; 3'-5' DNA helicase activity. NCBI's taxonomy places the organism in Eukaryota, Metazoa, Chordata, Mammalia, Artiodactyla, Balaenidae.